Molecule: messenger RNA, 411 nt
Organism: Rotaria sp. Silwood2
Lineage: Eukaryota; Metazoa; Rotifera; Eurotatoria; Philodinida; Philodinidae
Source: the annotation of a GenBank genome assembly
AUGUUUAUAUUUCAAUCUAUAUUCUUUAUGUCAAUUUUAUUAAUAACAAAUGCUCAAUGGUAUAUUAAAAAAAACUAUCAAUCAAAAUUUAUGAAUUAUCCAAAUCCAGGUAAAAGAAGUUUACCUGAUGAACAAUCAAUUUUGUUUAAAACUGAUUGUCAAAUACCAUAUUCUCAAUUACAUUCGUAUCAACAAACAGCUGCAUGGAUUUUAAUGUGUGGUUCGAAAAAAUCAUCAUUGAAACAUAAUGAAAAUUCAAAUAACUUUGAAUUUGAUUUAUCUUCUACACCAAAACUGAUUGUAUACAAAAAAAAAUCUUCAAAUUUUGUACAACCAUAUUAUAAAGACUAUGACAAUUCAUUGAAUAAGUAUUUAAUGAAACUUGUACAACGUGCUAUCAGAAACCAAUAG